AACGAGAGAGUGUCGAGCAGGAUCGAGCUUUCCAGAGAAGUGAAGAGGGCUUCAUGUAGCAAAAGCUCCCUUAUAAUCAGACAGACCGGUCGGCUGCCCGGGCACGGAUUGCUCUCGCGCUGUCCGAUCAGUCUUCCACGUUUAUUCGAUUCUAUUCGUUUGUAUGAUCUUCUUUCCUUUUUUUUCAUUCUCUUGUUCUUCGUUUUCGUUUUCUUCUUCUACUUUUUCUUCUUUCUUCUGGGCUCCGGUCUUUCCGCAAUUUAUAAUUCGAAUCUCUGCCGCGUGUUGAACUUGAAAUCUAGUGAUAGUGCGAGUGACCUUCACGAGCUUCUCUGUCAAGGCUGGACAAGAAAGUUCGCUCAUCAAAGAAAAAAAAUUAACAAUGAACUUUGAUAGACGCAACUCGGUAUAAACUAUAAAAAAACGAAGGAACAAUUAAUAUCACGGCAGAAGACUAUAUGCGUAAAAAAAUAUGGAAGACACAUCUUCAAGAAUACGUCCGUACGUGGACUGGGAUAACGAAGACAAGUACUCAGUAGCGAAUAGUCAAGUGCCCUUGCAGGAUGAAGAAGACGAACACCCGGAACGCGGAACCUGGACAGGAAAAUUCGAUUUUCUUUUGUCUCUCCUGGGAUAUAGCGUAGGCCUCGGAAAUGUCUGGAGAUUUCCGUAUCUUUGUUAUUCGAACGGCGGCGGUGCUUUCCUGAUACCGUUCACCACGAUGCUCAUUAUUGCCGGAUUGCCUCUUAUGUUCAUGGAACUCUCCUUAGGACAAUACGCUAGUCUUGGACCAGUGGCCCUUUACAAGCAAUUUUGUCCUCUGCUUCGUGGCUUAGGAUACGGAAUGGUCCUCGUUAGUUCCGUUGUCAUGCUCUAUUAUAAUUUAAUCAUCGCCUGGACGCUGUAUUACAUGUUUUCUUCGGUCGUUGGUGGCUGGGAGUUGCCCUGGAGCAAAUGCGAGAAAGAGUGGAGCACCGAAGAUUGCUUCAUGCCAGACGCUGCCGAGGCUUGUGCCGCUCAAAAUGCUUCUUACUUCAAAGGAAAAUGUUUAAAUUCGACUCAAAUGACUGUGAUGGGCCUGAUUAUCGAGAAUAUAACCGGCGUUAUCAGAAAACCGCCGGCCGAGGAAUACUUUCACAAUCAUGUUUUGGGAAUCAGCAGUGGAAUCGAGGAGACUGGCUUUAUUCGACCGUCCAUAGCGGCUAGCCUUUUCCUGGCGUGGAUCAUAGUGUUUCUUUGUCUGAGUAAAGGCGUACAAAGCUCAGGCAAAGUCGUAUACUUCACGGCUCUUUUUCCAUACGUUGUCCUCAUCGCCCUUUUUAUUCGUGGAAUUUUACUUCCCGGUGCUAACGAGGGUGUACUCUUUUAUCUGACCCCCGAUUGGAAAAGACUGACAUCCGCUAAAGUAUGGGGAGAUGCCGCCGUUCAAAUCUUUUUCGCCUUAAGUCCAGCCUGGGGAGGCUUGAUCACUUUAAGCUCGUAUAACAAGUUCACCAAUAACUGCUACAAGGAUUCUUUAAUCGUGGCGAUUAGCAACAUUGGGACCUCCUUCUUCGCCGGUCUGGCGAUCUUCUCGGUAAUCGGUUUCCUCGCUCACGAGCUCGACGUCCCGGUGGCAUCGGUAGUUGAUGAAGGCGCUGGUUUGGCAUUUAUUGUUUAUCCAGAGGUUGUGGCUCGUCUACCGAUUGCGCCCGUCUGGUCCUUACUGUUCUUCAUCAUGCUGCUUACCUUGGGUCUUGAUUCACAGUUUGCUCUUAUGGAGACCGUCACCACGGCGAUACUUGACGGUAUUCCGUCAUUGAGAAAUUACAAGAUCUGGGUUGUCCUAGGGGCUGCGGUGAUCGGCUACGCUGGUGGUGUCAUUUUCACCACUAAUGCUGGCAUGUACUGGUUGCAGCUAAUGGACAAAUACGCGGCUAACUGGUCUGUCCUGUUGAUUGCUAUAAGCGAAUGCAUUCUAGUGGCAUGGGUGUACGGCGCGGAUCGCUUUCUGGAUGACGUUCAACAGAUGAUCGGACCCCGAGGCCGUUUAUGGAGAUUUUUUUGGACAUGGAUGUGGAAGCUCAUCACGCCCGCGGCGUUGUUCUUUAUUCUCUGCUUCAACUGGGUGGAAUACGAGCCGCUCAAGUAUGGAGCUUAUAUUUAUCCGAAAUGGGCGGACGUAUUAGGCUGGGUCAUUAGUAUACUUCCCGUUUUAGUAAUUGUUGGAUUAGCUAUAGAUCAGCUGAAGGGACGCCGUCGGCGAUCAUCAUACGAUGAUGAUGACGAAGAUGACGAUGACGAGGAUGACGAUGAUGAGGAUGAGCUUGACGAUAGGGAAUCUUGUCAAAAAACAGGAAAGGAAAAGGGUAAAGAUAAAAAUAUGAAUAUAUGGAAUCGCAUAAAGAUAUUGUUGCAGCCAACAUCUAAAUGGGGCCCGGCGUCACAAAAUUCUUUGACAUCUUCCGGUACCUUGAUGGCUUCCUUAGCAACCCCAGGAACGUAUGAUUCGAUGCGGGAUACGAUUAUCCUGGCAAACGGUCAGCCGAUGAUGGUGCAACCACCCAGCGUCACUCAAACUACUCAGAAACUCCCCGGACCGUCGAUCCUUAAGAAUUCUAGUAAAACUAAUCUGAUUACCUCGCAGCAAGUGUGACACGACACGUUUGUUUUAAGUCCCGUGACGAAUUCUUAGAAAAAUGACUCUGUAGUGUCACAAUGCGCCCAUCGUAAGCUUGUCUUUGACAUGAACAAGCAUUCUUAAAAUGUUGAUAAUUGUCAACCUCAAUUGACAAUGCUGCAAGUUAUUCUAUUAUCACUUGAUACAAUUUGUGAAAAGUAUUAAAUUUUGAAUUUUUUAAAACUCGAAUUUUAUUAAAAAUAUUAUAUUAAGCGUGAUCCCUUUAUGCUCUCAAAAAAUGUGGAAGAACGAACUUUCUUAUUAACUAUAUACAGUCUAUUAAUAUUAAUAAAAAUAAAUUAUAUUCUUUUAUAAUAAAUUAACAUUGCAAUACUUUUAUGAUAAAGAAGUUAUUUGACAAGUAAAUUGUUGAUAUUAACGGUGGAGCUUAAAUAAAUAAUUGAUAUUAAAAUUUUAAUGGCCAAAGAAUGUUAAAAAAUAACCAAGUGUAAAAUCGUCGAUACAUUAAAAGAAACUGAAAAGGAUUACAAAAAGUGAUAGUAAA
Messenger RNA from Monomorium pharaonis (pharaoh ant), 3164 nucleotides. Its product is annotated as sodium- and chloride-dependent glycine transporter 1. The record is from RefSeq and is a predicted model, not a curated record. Gene Ontology annotation, biological process: sodium ion transmembrane transport. Bases 473 to 2635 code for a protein of 720 amino acids. Gene Ontology annotation, cellular component: membrane. The transcript has 11 exons. NCBI's taxonomy places the organism in Eukaryota, Metazoa, Arthropoda, Insecta, Hymenoptera, Formicidae.